Haemonchus placei is the source of this 453-nucleotide messenger RNA. The record is from the annotation of a GenBank genome assembly. Lineage: Eukaryota; Metazoa; Nematoda; Chromadorea; Rhabditida; Trichostrongylidae.
AUGAUUUUAAAGCAAAGUCGAUAUGUGGCAUUCGUCUCUUUGCUCAUGUUACUUCUCGAAGGUGGCUUCGCUCUCACUUCUGGUGGGAGAGCUUCUCUGGCACAGAAAGCAGUCAAAACGAACAAGGCAUCUUUCCCUGGAGGUGGCUCGAUCGUUGAAAAAAAUCGCGUCGCAGGAGUCAGCGACUACUUGUACGAAGGCGACAUCAAUCUAACCGAGGAACAGCUUGCUGCCCUCGAAUCGAAGCUGAGCAACGGUACAACUCGUCAGAAGCGUCAGGCUUCCAAGGUUUAUCCUUUAUGGACAAACAAAAAAGUCUUCUACUACUUUGAUGCAAGCUUGGGAGAGCCGAUGAGGGCUCUCGUAAAGAAAACCCUUGCAUAUCUCACUGCUCGCACAUGCCUCACCUUCGUGGAGAACGCAACGGCUACAAAUCGUGUUCGAGUGUUCAGA